Messenger RNA from Macadamia integrifolia, 3251 nucleotides. Its product is annotated as nucleobase-ascorbate transporter 11. Bases 705 to 2978 code for a protein of 757 amino acids. The transcript has 10 exons. NCBI's taxonomy places the organism in Eukaryota, Viridiplantae, Streptophyta, Magnoliopsida, Proteales, Proteaceae. Gene Ontology annotation, biological process: transmembrane transport. Gene Ontology annotation, molecular function: transmembrane transporter activity. The record is from RefSeq and is a predicted model, not a curated record. Gene Ontology annotation, cellular component: plasma membrane.
UCUUUUUCUUUUUUUCUUUUUUUCUUUUUUUUCGUAAGAAACCAUGAACUACUUCAUGUGUAAGAAUCUCAAAUCUGGUAAAUCCCUUCUGGCAAAGUAAGGAAAGGACGUGGGAAUUGGGUAUUAAUAAUUAAUGGAUAAAAAAAAAAGACUGAAGAUAUCUUCCAGGUCGUUUCCAAAGAAGAUGCAGAGAAGGCAGGAGAGGGGUAUUACAGUAAGUUAAGAUUCGGAAAGUUCCACUGCCACCAACCGAUAGCAACUGGCGAGCCGUAAUAAACUGGCAACCAACAGCAGAAAAGAUGCCCAUGCUUGGGACUUGGCUCUUAGCUAUCUCCUCUCCUCUCCUCUCUGUCUUAGCCUCAGCAUCAGCCUCACUCUCACUGCCACUCCCACUCCCACUCUCUCACUCAUACCGUCAUUAUCAUCAUCUUCUUCAUUUGCUUUGUGAGGAAAUGAUACUACUCGCUCCCCCAGAGUUUUCUUCUCUUUUCGGCCAUUAUCUUUGAGAUCUGAUCUGCUUUCUUUGCUUCUACUCUCCGCUUCAUAUCUUUAUAGAGCUCUUUCUCAAUAUAAUAAUCAUUUCUAUGCCUCCUUUCUCUUUCUCUUCGUCUUCUUCUUACUCAGUUUCUUGAUUUCACUGUGAGAAACACAAAGACAUUCUCUAUUUUCCCCAGUUUCUGCUUACCAAGUUAACUAAAGCUUUUAUGGAAGGAGGGUCGAGCUCAAAAAAUAUAGAGAAGGCCCACGACAUACGUAAAGGUCGGCCGAAACCCAGCUCUUGGCCUCCGAAGGUCGAGCCCUUUGUACCAAGAACUGAUCACAAUCCAAGAGAAUUGAAAGCUUGGGCAAAGAGGACUGGUUUCAACCCCACUUUUUCAGGAGAAACAGCGUCUAGUAUCAGCGAGAGGGACCCCAACGAGAAGAAUAACAGUGCUGGGUUUGAUAUAGAGAAGGGUCUUGAUGGGAGAGGAGGGUCUUCGCCGAAAAUUGAAAUUGAUCCGAUUCUGGGUCGUACAAAGGGGAACAGAGGAGCUGAAAUUGAGCCGGUUUCUGGUCCUGGGAAUGGGAGGAAGCAUGAAAGUGUCACUGGUGACGGUUUGAGGAGCGACCCACAAAGAGUAGAAACACAGAAGAGAAGAAAUGAGCCUUUAUUGGGUUCAAAGGAUGAUGACAAGAAAGUUAAUUUAAAUGGGAAUGGGAAUGGGAAUGGCAAUGCAGGUAGGAGUCGGCAGGAAGCUCCAGAGAUUCCUCCAACCGCAGAACUCAAGAGAGAUGACGGCAAGAUCGAUAGGGAAGAGGAAAUUGAGGAUUCUCCCGAUAAUUCAGAAAGUAGUCUCUGGGGUCGGCGCAGACCAUCAGGGAUUAGGUGCAGGCUCAGAGAAAACCCUGGUCCUGUCCAUCUUAUGUAUUAUGGUUUACAGCACUAUUUGUCGUUGGCUGGUUCACUUAUUUUCAUUCCCAUAGUCAUGGUACCAGCCAUGGGUGGAACAGAUAAGGAUACUGCCACUGUGAUCUCCACAAUGCUUUUGGUAUCUGGAAUUACAACAAUACUACACUCUUACUUUGGAACUCGGCUUCCUUUAGUUCAAGGAAGUUCAUUUGUAUACCUUGCCCCAGCUUUAGUUAUCAUGAACUCUCAAGAUUACCGAAAUCUUUCUGAACAUAAAUUUAGGCUCAUAAUGAAGGAAUUACAAGGGGCUAUAAUUAUUGGUUCAAUUUUCCAGAGCUUCCUGGGAUACAGCGGUCUCAUGUCUCUUCUUCUGAGAUUGAUAAACCCAAUUGUGGUUGCACCGACUGUUGCUGCAGUAGGUUUAGCAUUUUUUUCUUAUGGAUUUCCUCAAGCUGGUACAUGUGUGGAAAUCGGCCUUCCCCAGAUACUUCUAGUUCUUAUUUUCAGUCUGUACCUUCAAGGAGUUUCUAUAUUUGGGCAUCGGAUAUUCCGGGUCUAUGCGGUUCCCCUUAGUGUUGCAAUCAUAUGGGCAUAUGCAUUCUUUUUGACAGCUGGUGGAGCGUACAACUACAAAGGCUGCAAUGCCAACAUACCUAGUUCAAACAUCUUAUCUAAUGCGUGUAGAAAGCAUGCAUUUACCAUGAAGCAUUGUCGAACAGAUGCUUCCAGUGCAUGGAGCAAUGCUGCUUGGGUUCGAGUUCCAUACCCUUUACAGUGGGGUAUUCCUACAUUUCACUUGAGGACUUCCAUUAUCAUGAUCAUUGUGUCACUGGUUGCAACAGUUGAUUCGGUUGGAACGUAUCACUCCGCAUCUUUACUAGUUAAUUCAAGGCCUCCAACACCAGGAAUUGUUAGCAGAGGAAUAGGAUUGGAAGGCUUUUGUAGUUUACUGGCUGGACUUUGGGGUACAGGCACUGGUUCAACAACCUUGACGGAGAAUUUGCACACCAUUGACAUUACAAAAGUGGCAAGUCGGAGAGCCAUAGAACUUGGAGCAGUGUUGUUGAUCUUCUUCUCAUUUAUAGGAAAAGUAGGUGCCAUUCUAGCUUCGAUACCACAAGCUUUGGCAGCUUCUUUACUUUGCUUCAUCUGGGCUCUGAUUGUGGCAUUGGGUCUAUCAACAUUGCAGUAUGGUCAAGCAGCAAGCUUUAGGAAUAUAACAAUAGUUGGUGUUUCCUUGUUUCUAUCGUUAUCCAUUCCUGCAUAUUUCCAACAGUAUCAGCCCAAUAUCAGCUUUGUACUGCCAAGUUAUUUUGUUCCUUAUGCAGCAGCUUCAAAUGGACCAGUUCACACUGGCAGUAGAGAACUCGAUUUUGCCAUAAAUGGUCUUCUGUCGCUUAACAUGGUGGUGGGAUUCUUGCUGGCAUUUAUACUGGACAACACUGUUCCUGGCAGCCGGCAAGAACGAGGAGUUUACAUAUGGUCGAGUGCUGAAGACCUGGCAAAUGAUUCAUCUAUUCUCGCAGAUUAUUCGCUUCCAACAAAAGUUGGCCGGUAUUUUCGGUGGGCAAAAUGUGUCGGUGCAUGACAUGACAUUUAGCAGCAUGUUUUUUUAGUGAAAUUGUCACUCUUUACAUGAAGUGUUAGAUAGGGCAGGGUUGUAGAAAGAUGGGGGAAGGAGAUAAUUUGUGGUUUUCUUUUACACAUACCCUAAUUUGUCACAUUGUACUGAAUAAAGGAAAGAACAAUCUUAGAACAAUCAGGUGUUCUCACACGUAAGAACAAAAUGGGGUAUCUCAGAUUAAAUUCAAAUUGUUUGUUUUGAAGGCUUUAUAGGUGAAAUCAGAGAUACAUUGUGGUA